CUAUCCACGGGGAAACUUUGCAACCCUGGUGAUCGUCUGCACCAGCUGGCAUCAAACACUCUUGACACUUACCAGCAGUCUGCUGGUAUUGCAAAUGUCAGCCAGUUGUUUAGGCAAGAUGACACCGCUGCCGUCCCCACCACUCGACGUCCUUCCUUUGACCAGCUUCUGCAGGAAGUUUCACUGGCUGUUUCAGCCCGUCCAACAGCAGCAGGCGGCGACGACAGUCCCUUCACGAGAGCACCUCUUCUGAGAGAUGCGCUGAUUUGGUGGUGCCUAAAUGUCACCUAUCCCGUGCUCUGUGACAAUACGCAGCUCGGCCUUUUACAUCCGUUUGCUCUCCAACUACUUGAAGACUACCGUCCGGCCGUAAAGUCCUGCGGUCUAAAGCUGCUGAAACACCUCGCAGCCGAAACUCUUCUCAAGGACACGUUUGACAGCAUUUUCGCAUUCUUUCGGCUUCUUGAGCCGGCAGAGAAGAGAAAUUGGCUCAACAAGCUAGCCGAAGUACUCUUCUCUGACUUGGUUCUGGAAAGCAAGCUGGAGAACCGCAUCGUACUGACUGGCUAUGCUAUAACUCUGAUUGAUCUCCUCGGUAGGGAGGUGAUGGUGCACUCAAGGCGUCUUCUGAAGUCCGCAGAACUCACUCUGCUUGCUCCGCGGUCCUCGAACUCGACCAGUCUGCGAGAACGCGAACACCUCUCGUUUUCACGGAUGCUGACCUGCCUGCUCAAGUUUGUCCAACUGUCCUGUGACCUGCUGUUUCCCAAUCUGCUCCCGAUGGUUAUUCCCUUACUGACAUCUUUCGUCGACCUGGAGUGGAGUAGGCGGAACGACAAGGAUGUUGCGGAUGGGCUCAACGCUCUCUCCGCUCAGCUGACGGCUAUUUUGAGCCUCCUGCUCAAACAAAACCCUGGCGAGGUCUCCCGAGUGUUGAGCCGAUGUACGAAAUUGACUCCGCACCUCCAGCCCGUGCUGGCGGCUUGUGGUGACGUGUAUAUACCUACCUGCUAA
This is a messenger RNA of Dibothriocephalus latus, 1014 nucleotides long. NCBI's taxonomy places the organism in Eukaryota, Metazoa, Platyhelminthes, Cestoda, Diphyllobothriidea, Diphyllobothriidae. The record is from the annotation of a GenBank genome assembly.